This is a messenger RNA of Leptidea sinapis, 2242 nucleotides long. Its product is annotated as zinc finger protein 37-like. The coding region runs from base 97 to 1416 and encodes 439 amino acids. Gene Ontology annotation, cellular component: chromosome; nucleus. The record is from RefSeq and is a predicted model, not a curated record. Gene Ontology annotation, molecular function: chromatin insulator sequence binding; zinc ion binding. Gene Ontology annotation, biological process: regulation of transcription by RNA polymerase II. Lineage: Eukaryota; Metazoa; Arthropoda; Insecta; Lepidoptera; Pieridae. The transcript has 7 exons.
UCAAAUGUAAACUGUUUACGUUCUGUGUUCGUUUUGUUUUUCUUUAUAAAUAAACGUGAUUUAUGUCCGAUAUCUAGUAAUUUUUCUUCUUCUAAGAUGGAUAAUAAUAUAUUUUGUCGAACUUGUCUUUCUCCAAAAGUUGAUAGGAACAUAAGGGAUUUGUGUAUUGCUGUGGAAGAUCAACAAACGAUAUCAAGCACUGAUGUAUUAUUAUUCUGCGUCGAUAUAAAGGUCCAUUUAGAUUCAACAGUAAGCACAAAACUAUGUGAAAAGUGCUAUCAGAUGAUAGUAGACAUUUAUAUAUUCAAGAGUAAAGUUAUAAAAAAUAAUGAGUACCUGAAUUCACUAAUAUUGAAUACAACUUUACCAAAAAUUAAUAAAAACUCAGACCAUGAUUAUACGUGUAAUGAUUUGACUUAUAAUGAUGACGUAUUUAUUGACAAUAAUGAUGACACUGAUGUGGAGAUAAAAAUAGAACCAGAAGUUAAAGAAGAAUAUGUUACGGAUAAUAAAUCAGAAGAUGAAAUUUUAAGUGCUAUACUAGAAAAUAAAUUAAAAUAUGAUGCGGAAGAAGAUUCAAAAGAAAAUGUAUCUUUGAACAAAAUAAAGACUGAAAAUAGAAAAAAUAAAUCUAGAAAGAUUGUCAAACAGAAACAUCAUGUGUGUGAAGAGUGUGGUAAAACUGUACUUAAUCUUAAACAACACAUUAAAUCACACAAGGAAACCAAGAAAAGAAAAGAAUAUAAAUGUGAAAUUUGUAAUAUUACAUUUAGCACCAAUAUGGCGAAACGAAAACAUGUUCGAUCAAAGCAUAAAAUUAAGAGAACAUGUACAAUAUGCAAAAAAGCGGUCACAAAUCUAAAGAGCCAUAUGCUAAGUAUCCACAAUCCAAACAGUCUGCCAUACAGUUGUUCUGAAUGUGAUCGUCGAUUUAUAUCCAAGUCUAAGCUAGCAGAGCAUAUCAAUUUACACACGAAUAAGAGGCCAUUUGAAUGUGACGCAUGUGACAAGAACUUCACAACUAAAGUCCUACUACAGAUGCAUACAAGACGAGUGCAUGACAAAGAACGAUCGCACAUGUGUCAGUACUGUUCAAAGAGUUUCUUCAAAAUGUAUCAUUUACAAGUGCAUCUUCGAAGUCAUUCGAAGGAGAAGCCGUAUAAAUGCGACGUCUGCGGUAAGCACUACGUGUCGUCAAGCGGUCUGAAGAACCACAAGGAGACGCAUAGCAACGUACGGAGCUUCCCGUGUCCCAAGUGCGAUAUGACUUUCACCACGCAGCGGUAUGUGAAAACCCACAUGCUAAGCCACACAAAGGAGAAGCGGUUCCCCUGCAUGUACUGUGGCUUCCGGUUCCAUCGCUCUGACCAUCGCCUGAGACAUCAGCGGACAGCGCACGAAUCCAUCCAUAAGUAACGGGAGUUAAAUCCAACGGAACGGGACCAUAGACUAAUUUAUUUUUAUUGUGGUAAAGGGUAAAACAAACCAGAGAGUUCUUUGAAGAUAGAGGCUUUAUUAAAAUGUUUUUAGACCAUAAGUAAAUGAAUGGAAAGGGAUAUCGCCCCUUGCAGUCAAAAUCUGUUUCCCAAGAGUCGACAUCAACGAAAGCUGAUAUUAGCGGUCAGCGAGGGCUAAAAAUCGACCCCAUUUAAUUAACACAAAUUCUCAUUUGAAACAUAACACAAAAUAUAUAUAAUUUAACUAUAAAAAAUCAUGAUAUUAUAUUAUGUUUUAAUUGUAUUCUAAAGGCCUUACAAAUAAACUUGGUAUAAAGUUAUAACUGAUGUUAUCAUUCAUCCUUCAUUUAUACAAAGAAAAUGCAAGAUGUUUACACUAUCGUGGACAACACUGUCAAUACAAUGAUAAUUCUGAAGUUUUCUGAAUGACAAGCUGCCUUGCAAAUAAACGCGGGAAACGCUAUACGUCCGAAGAAACCAUUCGUAAGCAAACUGUCUAUGUGUAAACAUUUUACAUAUUCUUGGUUUAUGCUUAGUUAUAACUUUAUGCCAAUUUUAUUUGUAAGGCCGUAAGACAUGAAGAGGGGCAAUGGUGUAGAAAUACAAACUAACCAAUUUGUUUACAUCGUCUCUGGGGCUUCAACAUUACCCGUUUUUAUAAACGCUUAUGAAUUUUUAUCCGAAGAAAAUGUUUGGUAUAGGUAAUAAAAACAAAUCCAAUUGUUAAUAUUAUAUUUAUAUCGCUAUAUCAAAAUGUUUAAAUAAAUUAUAAUUAUUGUUACAAA